This is a messenger RNA of Erpetoichthys calabaricus (reedfish), 2136 nucleotides long. Its product is annotated as cytochrome P450 11B, mitochondrial. The transcript is spliced from 9 exons. The record is from RefSeq and is a predicted model, not a curated record. Gene Ontology annotation, cellular component: mitochondrial inner membrane. Gene Ontology annotation, molecular function: iron ion binding; heme binding; oxidoreductase activity, acting on paired donors, with incorporation or reduction of molecular oxygen. NCBI's taxonomy places the organism in Eukaryota, Metazoa, Chordata, Cladistia, Polypteriformes, Polypteridae. Gene Ontology annotation, biological process: cholesterol metabolic process; C21-steroid hormone biosynthetic process; cellular response to peptide hormone stimulus. The coding region runs from base 117 to 1688 and encodes 523 amino acids.
UGUAAGCCAUCACAUCUCAGCAUGGGAGGGGACUCAAAUGAGACAGCAGGAUUAAAGAGACGCCCGUCUAAGCAAACAAUUCACAUUCUUGAACUUCACUGCACGGAAAAGACAACAUGACAUUGUGCGUCGCCCAACAAGCGGUCCAAAGAUGCUUCCCCGUCGUCAGACGGAGUUUAACUCAAGGUGCUGCGCUGGCGCAGGCGCUCGGGACGGCUGGCGUACAGGACGAGGUGCACGUGGCCACCACGCGCCCAUUCACCGAGAUCCCCAGCACUGGGAACAAUGGCUGGAUUAAUCUGCUCCGAUUCUGGAAAGGAGAUACAUUACAGAAACUACAUUUGCACAUGGAUGACAGCUUUCGGAAGCUUGGCCCGAUUUACAGGGAGAAAAUAGGUUCUAAAGAGAUGGUAAAUGUCUUUCUCCCUGAAGAUGUGGAAGCCAUUUUCCAUUCUGAGGAUGUGUACCCCCGCCGAAUGCAAAUAGCACUUUGGAUUGCACACCGAGACUCCAGGAAGAGGUGCUAUGGAGUGUUUCUCAAAGAUGGACCAGCAUGGCGAGAAGAUCGUCUUGUCCUAAACAAGGAGGUCAUGAGCGUUGGAGCAGUGAAUAAGUUUCUGCCUUUACUCGAUGAAGUAUCCUGUGAUUUUGUUGCUCACCUGGCACAGCGCAUUGAGAGAGGGGGCUUGGGGGGAUCGCUUAAGAUGGAUUUGUACCCAGAGCUGUUUCGAUUUACAAUGGAAUCAUCUUGUAAUGUCCUCUUUGGGGAACGGCUUGGUUUGUUGAGCACCCUUACACCUGAUAGCAAAAAAUUCAUUUCAUCAAUUGAGCGGAUGUUUGAAACCACUCUGUCUUUAAUGUUCAUUCCACCACAAUUGCUACAGUUUCUGAGCAUUCGCCAGUGGAAAGAGCAACUGGCUUGUUGGGAUGAAAUCUUCAAUCAUGUUGAUCUGCGUGUCCUGGAUUUCUACAGGAAACUCCACAAUAAUGUAGCAUCCUCUACAGAUAGAAAGUAUGCUGGUGUGCUAGCAGAGCUACUGGAGCAGGCUAAGCUCCCCGUAGAAAACAUCAUAGCCAGCAUAAUUGAGAUGAUGGUUGGCGGUGUAGAUACGACAGCAGUACCAUUGCAUAUGGCGCUAUUCGAAUUGGCCCGCAACCCUGAUAUCCAAGAAUUGGUUCGGAAACAGGUGCAAGCUGCCUGGGAGAAGACAGGUGGCAAUGCAGCAGAAACUCUAAAGGCAACACCACUACUCAGAGCCAUAAUCAAAGAGAUUCUUAGGCUUUACCCAGUCGGAGUUGUAAUCCAGAGGAUACCUUCUAAAGAUCUGGUGCUUCAGAACUACCACAUUCCAGCAGGGACACUAGUGCAGGUAUCUCUCUUCAGUCUGGGACGAAGUCCACAAGUCUUUUCACAACCACUGCAUUUCCAACCAGGGCGCUGGGAAAAACCACAACUGGAUUGCUCUGGCUCACACUCACCCUUCAAAUUUCUGACAUUUGGCUUUGGCUCGCGACAGUGUCUGGGUCGAAGAAUUGCCGAGACUGAGAUGCAGCUCUUCUUGUUGCAUAUGUUGAAGAAUUUUAGGUUGGAAGUGCAGUCCAAAGAAGAAAUCAAAUUUAGAUAUUCAUUGAUUUUACUUCCGGAGAAAGUGCCUCACAUAACCUUCAAGCUGCUGUCAGCAAACUAAGUGAGGCAGACUGGAGAACAAAGUGUUUUGCCUUGGUUUUACUGAACAAACACUGUUUAGGUGUGAAAAGGAGCAAAAAUCCAAAUACACAUAUUCCAAAUUUUAAAAUAACCAGUAUCUGAAGAAGUAUGUAAAAGUCAGAAAUCAAAAUCUACCCUGAAUCUGUUAUUCCAGAAAACAAAUUUAUCUGUAGACAGUACCCAGUACUGACUUUGAAGAAUACAAAAGGACAAGAGAAUUGUAAAAAAUUUUGUGGUGCAUGAGGUUCUGAGGCUUGUAACUGUGUUAACCUUACUGUUUGUGCUUUGCUGCUUUUGGCCUUAAUUUCAUGUCUUGAAUACAUCAGUAGUUUCAGUUUGAAAAUAAAUUGCUAAUUACUUUUGAACAAAAUAUUGAAUUGGUUUAUAUGUCUGUUGAUUCUUUCUUUCAGUACACAAAUUAUUUAUGA